Messenger RNA from Rhododendron vialii, 2221 nucleotides. RefSeq lists its product as uncharacterized. The record is from RefSeq and is a predicted model, not a curated record. The coding region runs from base 44 to 1375 and encodes 443 amino acids. Gene Ontology annotation, molecular function: zinc ion binding. The transcript has 2 exons. NCBI's taxonomy places the organism in Eukaryota, Viridiplantae, Streptophyta, Magnoliopsida, Ericales, Ericaceae.
AGGGCAGUUGUUGACUGCUGUUGGGUGAGAUGUGAAUGAUAACAUGUUCCCAAUUGCUGUGGCAUUGGUGGAGCUUGAAUCUAAGGAUUCUUGGACGUGGUUUCUACAGGUUUUGCAAGAGGACAUUGGGAGUUAUGAAGAGAUGAGUUGGACAUUUAUUUCAGAAAGACAGAAGGGAUUGAUUGAGACAUUUAAUGAGCUGUUGCCAGGGUGUGAUCACAUGUAUUGUCUUAGGCAUAUGUAUAGCAACUUUAAGGUGAAAUUUCCUGGUGCUUUUUUGAAGGAUUUAUUCUGGAAAGCAGCCUCCACAUGCAGUGUAAGUGGGUUCAAUUAUUGGAUGAAAAAAAUUGAAGAAGCUGACCCUAAGUUGAAUGAAAUGAGGCAUACAACUGUAGAGUGGUUAAGGGCUGUUACCCCUUCACUGUGGGCAAGGUCUCACUUCAGUACAAAAAGCAAAUGUGAUGUGGUAGUUAACAACAUAUUUGAGUCUUUCAAUUCUUACAUCUUGGAGGCCAGGGAACUGCCAAUUAUCUCAAUGUUUAAAUGGAUUAGGAAGGGAGUGAUGCAAAGAAUUCAGGUUAAAAAGGCUGGAAUGCAGAAAUAUACUGGUCAUUUAUGUCCUAAUAUACAAGAAAAGAUAGAUAAGUUAAAGGUAGAGAGCAGGAUCUGUGUUGCAGCUUGGUGUGGUGAGUUAGAGUUUGAGGUUGAUUACUAUGAUAGGACUUAUACAUUGGAUUUGAGAACCAAAAUUUGCAGUUGCUGUAGAUGGCAACUAACAGGUAUACCAUGCUACCAUGCUAUUGCAGCCAUUCAGAAGAACAAAGAACAUGUGGAGACUUAUGUCCAUCCUUAUUUCAUCAAGUCAGGGUACCUCGCUGCAUAUUCCUACAUGAUCCACCCAGUUCCAGAUAUGCUUGACUUUGUAGAAAUAGGUUUCCAACCUCUAAACCCACCAAAUUCUAAGAGGGAAAGUGGUAGACCUAAGAAACUGAGAAGGAGGACUACAGAUGAAUCUAGAGAUCCAAACAAAGUUACAAUAAGAGGGUUGAAUGUUACAUGUGCCAAAUGUAUGCAAGUUGGGCACAACAAAAGAUCAUGCAAGAACAUGAUCCAUCCUAAGUUCAAGUUAGUCAAGGUAAAUUUAUGUCACUUAGUCAUCUCCAUAUAUUGCACUCAUGUUUUCAUUUUAUUUAAUGACAUGUGUAUUUGUUUAUGCCAGAAUGGUCAGACAUCCAAUGCAACAUCUCAACCAAUGGGAACACAUACUGAUGUACCUCCCACAAUAGUAAUAUUCAGAAUCAUUUCAUGUACUAGACAAUUUCAUAUUGUAUUUGACUUGCUACUCUUGCAUGACUUUUUAGGGCACAAGAACUAGAGCUGGAAGGGGAGCAAAUGGAAGGGGAAUGACAACUUCAAUUGCAAGGGGAGCAACUGGAAGGGGUGUCACAACUGUUGGAACUGGAAGGGGAAGGGCAAGGGGGGCUGGAUCUUCACAACCUCCAAUUGGUUCAUCAUCACAACCAGUUGGAAGAAGUGCUGGAAGAGGUGGUAAAGCUUCAUCAUCAGGACCAGUUGGAGGACCUUCUUUGGCAAUAGUGCUUCAGAACAUAAGAGCAAAAAAGCAAGCUAGAGUCACUGGGAUGUAGUGGCUUAGGGCUUUACUAUGUGUCUGUGUUUUUUUUGGUUUCUGCUACUUAUGGUAACUAUUAAGUAAUGUUGGUUGCUGCUAUGCAAUCUUUUUGACGUUGGUGGUGUAGUUGCCAAUGGUUAAUUAUGUUGAAACUGAAUUAUGUGGCUGCUAUGCAGUCUUUUUGACAUUAGGAAUGUUUGUGUGCUUGCUAGGUAGGCUGGUACUUCAUUAGGAACUGUUUGUGUGGCUACUAUGCAGUCUUUUUGGCAUUAGAAACUAUGAACUAAUGUUGGCUGUUGCUAUGCAGUCUUUUUGGCAAUGGAAUUCCAGUUAUUAUUGGCAAUGGAAUGUCUAUUUGCAAUGGAACUGCUAAGCAUAUGAUUUUAUAAGUUAGAACUGUAUGUUUGAACUAUAUUCUAUCCAGAUUUUUUCAUGUUUGAACUGUGAGGUGCAAUGUGAGUUUGUAUGCUAGAACUGUAAUGCAAAACAUUGGAAUCACAAGCUGCACUAUUACGAUUCAAUCACAUAAGUUCAACACAAAGACUCAUUUAGAACAUUGGCUUUCAAUUUUGCAUUACACCAAAACACUCC